GAUAUCUGCACAAAGCUUGGCCUCGAGUCUCCACAGGACGCUGCGGGCGUUGUGGCCAAAGCUGUGGUGGACGGCGUCAUCGACGCUACGAUUGAUUACGAUCAGCAGUUCGUGAAGUCCAACCAGAAGUUGGACCUCUAUCACUCUACGGAGCCUCAGAAGGCCCUGCACAAGCGCAUUGCCUUCUGCCUGCAGAUGCACAAUGAUGCCGUGAAGGCGAUGGCAUACCCGGAUGAGAAUGACAACAAGGACGCAGAAGACCCUGAGGAGAAGCGGGAGCGUGAGAAGCGGGAGUUGGCCAACAUCGAAGAAGAUGGUGGCGAUGAUGACAUGAUCAUCUGA
Molecule: messenger RNA, 342 nt
Organism: Symbiodinium pilosum
Lineage: Eukaryota; Dinophyceae; Suessiales; Symbiodiniaceae
Source: the annotation of a GenBank genome assembly